AUGUUUUACUAUUUGAUUCGUUUGAGCACCCAGCUCGCUUUUCUCUUUUCGAUCCUUGCCAUCCAAGUGGUCAGAACCUUGCCUGCAGAAUCGGCUUCCGCAAGUACCUUCGAGAUCAGCUUCGAAAGGAUAGCUGGAAGGUCAACAUGGUGGGUUCGAAGGGUGAAGGUACUAUCUGACUCUGAAUUCUGUAGGGCCGACAACAAUUUUGAGGCUGUCCCUGGCUAUACCGUGGAUCAGAUCCACAACAUUUCGCAUCUCUCUACGCCAUUCAAGCCGAACAUCGUUCUCAUAAAUGCAGGUGUGAAUGACUGUGAAAACGGAAUCGACAUCCCAAACAUUGGGUCUCGCCUGGCCAGCCUCCUUGACGAUCUGUUCAAAGAAAUUUCAGGUACAACACUUGUUGUCUCUACCUUAAUUCCUGGAACCGACCCUGAUGUUGAGAGAUACCGGGCGGAGGCCAACCGACAGUACCGCGUGCUCAUCAACGAUCGUCGAGCUCGGGGACAAAACAUUGUCCUAGCUGAAAUGGACGGCACAGCCGGAUACUUCGAUACCCGAGUGGGGGACGGUGAUUACUUUGAUGAGACUCAUCCUAACGACAAAGGUUACGCAAAGAUGGCGGCCAUAUGGAGAAAGGCGAUUAAGGUUGCCGAAUAUGAGGGCAAGCUCACUCCACCUGCUACUACUCCUGGCGUUGACGAUGAGGGUUCUAGCGACGACCCAGAUACACUCACAAGCCCUCCUCUACCAACUCCACCAUAG
Diaporthe batatas is the source of this 765-nucleotide messenger RNA. RefSeq lists its product as uncharacterized. NCBI's taxonomy places the organism in Eukaryota, Fungi, Ascomycota, Sordariomycetes, Diaporthales, Diaporthaceae. The coding region runs from base 1 to 765 and encodes 254 amino acids. Gene Ontology annotation, molecular function: phosphatidylcholine lysophospholipase A1 activity. The record is from RefSeq and is a predicted model, not a curated record. The transcript has 5 exons.